UGCUUGGGCCAGCUCCUCCUAACCUUUUUGCACCAGCCGGCCCGCCGACACCGCCCGCCAUGAGCUUGGCCGACAUCCUCCCUCCGUCCCUCAAUCUUCCCCCGCAUCUAUCGGCUCACAAGUACUUCUUCGUCUGCACGCUUACGGUGGCGGCAUGGGACACGCUCGUCCUCUCGCCCCGUACAUGGCGUCUCUUCAAGACAGCUGAAUGGCCGGUCCUGAAGAUAAUCUACCACUUCCUCAGGAUUUUCAUGCCCAUCGAAUUCACAAUCGUCGGUGUCGCAUUCUUUGAUACGAAAUGGUCGCAGGACAGAUGCCAGAACUUCUUCCUGUUCGAGCCUAUUUGCACCGCCAUUCUCCUCGCGGCCUGCUCUGCCGUUCACGUCAUUCGCAUUCAUGCCAUCUAUGACAAGAGCCGCGCCGUCCUGGGUGGCAUGAGCGCUUUGCUCGCCCUCCAGAUUGUUGCGACAGCCGUUUGCUGUGCCUUCUACCGCUCCACUCCACUGCUGGAAGGACAGGGAUGUAUCGCCGAGCCGAAGCACAAAUGGGUUGGCGUUUACUGGGUUGCGCCUACGCUGCUCUAUACUGCAUCUCUGCUCCUCGCGGUGAACCGCUCCAUCAAAUCGCUUGAGAUCAAGCAGGUCACGCCGUGGCGCUUGAUGCUUCGCGAUGGCCUGAACCUGUACGGCGCUAUCUGGGCCGUGAACAUGGUCAACAUGCUCUUCUGGUUCAUUAUCACCCCCACCGGGCCUGAAGAUCCCAUUCGCACGAUUGUGACGAGCAUGGCCGCCGUACUCACGACGUCGAUGACCCUCCGCAUCAUCCUGUCUGUCCGCGGUUCGCUUGCGUCGGGCGGCACCUUCCACGGCGCUCACUCGACUGCUCACACUGGGACCGGCUCUGGUUCCCGCAGCACGCACGUCAUCUCGACUCCUCGCACCGGCAGUGUGCCGCCCCAUGUGUCGACGAACGGUCGUGCCCAGACCUACACCCUCGACGUUGGCAAGGAAACCUCGCAGUGGGUCGACGCCCCGGAGAUCGACGGGAAGAGCAGUGUUCGUGACAAGGAUGAUAUCUAUGGCAUCCCUCCGGUUCCGCAGGAUGACCGCGGCGUCAAGAUCACUGUCGACACCGAGGUGGAUUACGGCUCGCCCUAUGUCAGGAAGUAACCGGGCAAAAUGUUCGAUCUGUGAUCAUAGCGUUGGCACCGCAGGUGGAGAUUCGUUCUCGGUGUCGUGUAUUAGUCGAUUCUUGGGUCGAUCCUUACUGUUUGGUUUCCAUAUUGUUUAUCUAUUAUUACCUGCCUGUACGAUCAGAUCGCCCUAUACCUACAUAUGAACUUCGAUAUAGCAGCUGGUUUGACCCACUGGCAACGCAGUCAGGCUUCACGGUGCC
Messenger RNA from Punctularia strigosozonata HHB-11173 SS5, 1395 nucleotides. RefSeq lists its product as uncharacterized. The transcript has 5 exons. Bases 60 to 1169 code for a protein of 369 amino acids. Lineage: Eukaryota; Fungi; Basidiomycota; Agaricomycetes; Corticiales; Punctulariaceae. The record is from RefSeq and is a predicted model, not a curated record.